Molecule: messenger RNA, 1621 nt
Organism: Peromyscus maniculatus bairdii (prairie deer mouse)
Lineage: Eukaryota; Metazoa; Chordata; Mammalia; Rodentia; Cricetidae
Gene: Aptx
Product: aprataxin
Biological process (GO): single strand break repair
Cellular component (GO): nucleus
Molecular function (GO): double-stranded RNA binding; protein binding; single-stranded DNA binding
Source: RefSeq, a predicted model, not a curated record
GCUGCGUUUGGCGGCUCACACCUGCAAUCCCAGCACUGGGGAGGCUAAGGCUGGAGGAUUCUCACUGGUUCAAGGCCAGCUUGGGCUACAGAAUGAGCUUUGUCUCGCUACCUCCAACCUCAUUCAUUCCUUCCCUUUCAAAGAUGGCCUUAAAAUGCAGCAAGCAUCCCGAGGAGGAAGUGCCAAGAGACGACACGGCUGCGAGUACAAGCCACAGAAAAUCGCUGCCUGAAACCUGUCCGGAUUCAGAGACUGGAAGGCAGUGACAGCCGGAUGCCUCGGAGAAGGCAAAGGAGCUGUCCUCAGGGGGACAACAAGCCGGUAGGAAGUACUUGGAGUCACCACUUUUCCACCUAGGCGAGAGACGGUUUCUACCAAUCCUCCAAGAGAUGGUGGAACCAGCACCGGUUGCUAGGCAGCCGCUUUAUGACGUCAUCUCCCAGCACCGGAAGUGGCGGGGCGCAGUGGCGUCGCGAGCGGGUUUGUGAGUGUCUGCAGUCGAGAGCGAUGAUGCGGGUGUGCUGGUUGGUGAGACAGGACAGCAGGCACCAGCGAAUCAGACUUCCCCAUUUGGAAGCAGUUGUGAUUGGUCGAAGCCCAGAGACCAAGAUCACAGAUAAGAAAUGUUCUCGCCAGCAAGUACAGUUGAAAGCAGAGUGUAACAAGGGCUAUGUCAAAGUAAAGCAGGUGGGGGUCAAUCCCACCAGCAUUGACUCCGUCAUCAUCGGGAAGGACCAAGAGAUGAAGCUGCAGCCUGGCCAGGUUCUCCACAUGGUGAAUGAACUUUAUCCAUAUAUUGUAGAGUUUGAGGAAGUAGCACAGAGUUCUGACCUAGAAACACAAAGGAAGAGAAAGAGGUCAGACUGUGAUGGUGAGGAGAUGGAUGCUGCUCAGGAAGCGGAGUCUGGGACAGGGCUAGCACCUGGGAGCAGCCCCAGCCAGUGCUCUGUGCCUUCUAAGAAGGGCAAGGAUGGAGUCACCAAAGAGGAGUCACUGGGCCACUGGAGUCAAGGCUUGAAGGUUUCUAUGAAAGACCCCAAAAUGCAGGUUUACAAAGAUGAGCUGGUGGUGGUGAUUAAGGAUAAAUAUCCCAAGGCCCGUCACCAUUGGCUGGUCUUACCCUGGGCCUCCAUUUCCAGUCUGAAGGUUGUGACCAGUGAACAUCUUGACCUUCUCAAACAUAUGCACACUGUAGGGGAAAAGGUGAUUUCGGAUUUUGCUGGAUCCAGCAAACUGAGAUUCCGGUUGGGUUACCAUGCUAUUCCCAGUAUGAGCCAUGUACACCUUCAUGUGAUCAGCCAGGAUUUUGAUUCUCCUUGCCUUAAAAACAAAAAACAUUGGAAUUCUUUCAAUACAGAAUACUUUCUGGACUCACAAGCUGUGAUCCAGAUGGUGGAAGAGGCUGGCAGAGUGACUGUUCAAGAUGGGACUUCUGAACUCCUGAAGCUGCCCCUUCGUUGCCACGAGUGUCAGCAGCUGCUGCCCUCCAUCCCGCAGCUGAAGGAGCACCUCAGGAAGCACUGGGGCGGGUGACCGUCCCCGCGGCCGGGUGCAGUGCCAGCGUGUGUCCGCGUUGCCUGUGCCCGUGCAGUCCUGAACUAAAGCAUGCAGCUUUUCAAAA